AUGAUAUCUGCUCUUGCCAUCGGCAUAGCCUUGCUAUUUCUCGGCGCUAGGGCUUCGCCGGUGCAGUCUAUGGUUUCUACCAACUCAUUGCUACAGAGCAAUCCUUCCCUUGCCUUGGGAACCGGCUACAAAAGUUGUGACGCUCUUGUCGCGGCCGGGCUGGAGGACGCCGUCUUUUUCCCGCCCGACGCCGAGUAUGAAGCCAGCAUCACGUCAUACUACUCAAUCGCCGUGCAACAACUCCGUCCAUGGUGUAUCGUUCGACCGGAAACUAGCGAUCAAGUUUCCAGGGCCUUAACCGCCCUUGUUGCUUCUAGUCCUGCCGGCAGCUGGGACAUUGCAGUUCGAGGUGGUGGGCACUCUCAUUUCGCUUCCAAUAAUGUUGCCAACGGCGUUACCAUCGACCUGAGCCGUAUGAACUCGACAGUGUAUAACGUCGUCAGCCAAAUUGCAGCAAUAGGACCAGGCUCUAGAUGGGGUUCGGUCUACAGCGAAGUCGAAAAGUACGGACGCUCUCUUACAGGUGGCCGCUUAGGUAGCGUGGGCGUCUCAGGUCUUGUUCUUGGUGGUGGCAUCUCAUUCCACACGGGCACCCGAGGCUUUUCCUGUGACGCCAUCAGGAAUUUCAAGGUAGUCUUGUCCAACGGCUCAAUCGUAAACGCCAACGAAGGAGAGAACGCAGACUUGUUCAAAGCUCUCAAGGGAGGUAGUAGUAACUUCGGCAUUGUUACUCGCUUCGAUAUGGAAACGUUCGAGGCCGCGCCAGGCGGAAUCUAUGGCGGUGGUCUUCGCUACGCCUACGAACAUAGAAUAGCAAUCCUGAACCAGUUGAUCAGGGUGACCGACAUGAACCAUGAACACCCGGAGGACGCCAUGCCAGUUGCGUUCAUAAGCUCCGGCCUUGGCCCUACCACCAUUUCCGUCACCACAGUCAACACUCUCGGUAAUGAGAACUCGACCUCCUUUGCGCCGUUGGCAGCGCUCCCCAAUAUUGGCGACACCAGGAAAAGAUUGAGCUAUGGGCAACUUAUCACGGCAGCUCCGGACGACGGAGGAGAAAGGACGGUUUGGUUCUCGAUCUGUUUCCAAAACAAGAUGGAGGUUCUUACUAAACUCAUGGACCUAUAUGACGCAUUCGUCGAGGACCUUGGGCAGACUAUCCCCAGGGGCAACCUUACGAUCCAAUUCAUCCUCCAGCCAUUUCCGAAACACUACUCGCAGCCGAAAAGGGCUGGCGGCGGCGGCAACGUGUUGGGCCUUGAAAAGACAUUGACGCAAAAUUCCGUCAUCUGGAACGCUAUAGUGAAGGUUCAAACAGUCGAGCAAGAAGCCCUGGCCCGCACACGGCUGGCCGCUCUUGUUGCGAAUCUGGAAGCGUUUGCCGACCUAAACGAUGCGUCAACACCCUGGCGGUUUUUGAACUACGUGAACCCAGCUCAAGACCCAAUUAAGUCCUACGGCGAGGAAAACGUCAAGUUCCUCAAGGAAGUGGCCGCUAAAUAUGAUCCGCAGGGUGUUUUCCAGACCCGAGUAUCAGGGGGAUUCAAACUGUCAAGAGUUAGUUAG
This is a messenger RNA of Colletotrichum destructivum, 1566 nucleotides long. RefSeq names its product Putative FAD-binding domain, PCMH-type, FAD-binding, type PCMH, subdomain 2. The coding region runs from base 1 to 1566 and encodes 521 amino acids. The record is from RefSeq and is a predicted model, not a curated record. Gene Ontology annotation, molecular function: FAD binding. NCBI's taxonomy places the organism in Eukaryota, Fungi, Ascomycota, Sordariomycetes, Glomerellales, Glomerellaceae. The transcript has 4 exons.